Messenger RNA from Tyto alba (common barn owl), 1154 nucleotides. RefSeq names its product cell growth regulator with EF-hand domain 1 (gene CGREF1). The record is from RefSeq and is a predicted model, not a curated record. The transcript is spliced from 6 exons. Lineage: Eukaryota; Metazoa; Chordata; Aves; Strigiformes; Tytonidae. The coding region runs from base 474 to 1154 and encodes 226 amino acids. Gene Ontology annotation, molecular function: calcium ion binding.
AAAGAGGGGGGCUUGAGGUGUCACCCGCCGUCCCGGUGUGGAGGCCACGCCCCCUUUGUGGAGGCCACGCCCCCCCGGGCGGAGAGCGCGCCCCCCUGGACUUGCCCCUCCCUCUUCUGGCCACGCCUCCCCGUGUGGCUCCGCCCGCCACGGCCCCACCCCUGAGCGGGCACGGGUCGGGCCGGCGGCCAUCUUUGAGACGGGCGCAGGGUGCCGGUUAACCCCUGCGCUGCCGGCGGAACGCAGCCGGCGGCCCCCCACACCUCCCGGGGGCGUCGCGGGUGGGGGCUGACCCCCCCCACACCCCCACACACACCCCCACUCACCUCCCCCGGGGCGGGGGAGGAGCCGGUGUGCGGGGCGGGUCCCGGCCGGUGCCGGUGCGUGGUGGGGGGACGUGUCAGCUACGUGGCCCGGGGCGGGCGGCGGCGAGCGGCGAGACCGGGACCGAGUCUGCAGCCCGAGCUCGCGGGAUGAGGAACCCACUGGUGGCCCUGCUGCUGCUGGUCCCCGCGGCGUGGGCAGCCCCCAAGGCUGGGGGGCACAGGCCUGAGGAUCCUACAGCCGCGGGGUCACAUCCUGAUCCCGACCCACUGAGCCUGGAGCUGAUCGCACUGCCGCUGCUGCAGAGCGCGGUGAGGAGCCUGGAGCCGCCGGAGCGGGACGCGGAGACCAUGACACGGGAGCAGGCCCUGCUCUACCUCUUCGCGCUGCACGACCACGACCGGAGCGGGCGCCUGGACGGGCUGGAGCUGCUGCAGCUGCUGGGCACGGUGCUGGCGCAGCGGGACGGGGGGCAGCCGGACCCCGAUGUGGUUGCCGUGCUGGUGGACAGAGCCCUGGAGAGGCAGGACCGGAGCGGGGAUGGGCUGCUCGACCCCCCCGAGCUGCUGCUCUCGCCUGAGCGGGACCGGGGACCCCCGGGGCCGCCCCUCCUGCAGCAACCUGGGGAGCCGCGGGCAGGGGGGGACGCAGAGAUGCCCAGGGGGGACACGGAGGUGCCUGGCGGGGACAUGAUGGUGAGUGGUCCAGGACAGGCAGCCCCCCAGGGUGAAGCCCCAGCUGCUGGAGCCAUGGAGGCUGAGGAAGCCCCUGAAGCUGGAGCACCCGAGGGGGUGGCAGCCCCAGUUUGGGAGGACCCUGGGGAGGGGUAG